UGAUUCAAAGGCUCGGCCGCCACCAGGGCCCCAUCGUGCCACCGUGAAGGCGUAUAUCGCUAGCCGCUAGUCGUGAUGGCUCCAAGUCUCAGAGCAAGACUGCAUCACAUCGUUAGAUUCAACUCACUCAACGUCACUCUGCUCACGGUUCUUGUGUAUCUUGCAAUAUUCAUUACGGUUGAGUGGCAAGAUGUCCCGAAAGGCCCCUCUAAGAAUACUGGAGACAUUAGCUUUAAUGAGGCUCUUUUUGAUCUCCAAGCUAUUACCUCCAGACCACACCCAUAUAACUCCCAUGACAAUGACCGUGUUCGGGGCUAUCUCUUGACCCGCGUUCAGAAUAUAACCGCUGGACACGAUCGCGCUGAAGUCGUAGAUGAUCUGGUUUCCAAUGCGACUUAUGGCUCUGCAUCUCAAAUUGUGUACCACGAAAGUCUUAAUGUUCUCGCCCGGAUUGAAGGCACUGCGCCAGCUUUGGAUGGGGUGCUGUUCUCCGCGCAUUUCGACAGCGUAUCCACUGGUUAUGGUGCCACGGAUGAUGGAAUGGGGGUGGCUACACUGCUUCAAUUACUCAACGUUGUAUUUAACAUCAACAACGGGGAGGAAGAUUGGCUCAACGGUGCUCAUGUUUUCCUGGAACAUCCCUUUGCUCGUCGCAUUGCCACGUUCCUGAACCUGGAAGGCGCAGGAUCUGGAGGUCGUCCUUUACUCUUCCGGUCUUCCAAUGCUAAGGUCACGAAAGCAUUUAAAGCAGCACCCCACCCGCAUGGAAACACAAUUUCAGACGACGGCUUCAAGCGUGGCUUGGUCAGGUCAGGCACUGAUUAUUCCGUCUACGAAGCUUCUGGAAUGCGUGGUUUGGAUUUGGCAUUUUAUAAACCACGAAGCCAGUACCACACCAAAUGGGAUAGUGUGUCGAAUCUUAAUGGUGCUGCAUCGCUGUGGGCCAUGAUGGAGUCGGCAUUAGCUACAGCUCAUGCACUGGCAAAUGACGCAUCUACCACCGAGAGUGAUGAACCCUCCGUUUACUUUGAUGUGCUCGGGGAAGCGCUGGUGGUGCUUACAAGAAACACAGCUUUUAUCAUCAAUCUUCUGAUAUUGAUUCUUGGACCAAUAUUCGUUCUCAUCCUAGGGGCAUUCACUAAAGCCCAAGGCAAAUUAUUUCUGUCCUGGCGAGGAUGGAUGCGCUUUCCAGUUGCGUUCAUUUCCACUGGCACCUUGGUCAUUGGGUUGAGUACGCUUAUAAUUCACUUCAACCCAUUUAUCAUCUACGGCUCGGUUCGCACCGUUCUCUGGUCAUUAGUGGCUUUUGCAUUCCUAGUUCACUAUGGAGUCCUACGAACAGGGGAACGAUUGAGACCCGUGGAGUCGCAAAGGCUCAUUAUACUCAUCGAACUCUAUGUGCUCUGGUGGUUUGCUCUCCUCUUUGAUACUGUCAUGCUUCGCAGCCGUGAAAUAGGCGCGCUCUACCCUAUCCUUUUCUUCCAUGGAGGAGCGCUAUUGGCGCUACUAGCUGGUCUUCUUGAAGCUCUGCUUCUAUCACGCAAGACACCACAGGAAGACCUGCCAAGUGACCCGGACGACCCAAACGCAGUCACUGAGACGCUUUUGGAGCGACCAGAAAACCAUGAAAAUGAGCAUGCGGAAGGGCUGUCUGAGCGUACACCAUUGCUAGCUGAGAUAAGACGCAAAGUCGUGGGACUCAAGAGUGAACAGGACGAGAAAGAAGCUGGUGGACUUUGGAUUUCGCAAUAUGUUUUGUCUAUACCAUUCCCGGUGCUCUUUGCAGCCCAGACCGCAUUGUUCGCAAUGUACAGUCUGCAUCAAACCCUUGCUGACGGUGCCGCGCCAACCACAGUUUACGCGUUCGCUGCUAUCUUCAGCAUCAUGAUGGUCCUACCGCUGGCUCCAUUCAUACACCGUAUUCAUUGCAAACCUAUUCUUCUCCUUGCUCUCUUCUUCGUUAUUAUAACCCUCUACAACAUACUAACCUUCCCCUUCAGCUCCUCUGCACCAUUCAAAGUUUACUUCAAGCAAACACUGGACAUUGAAACAAACACCAAUCACGUUUAUUUACGUGGCGCUCGUCGCUACCUCGAGCACCCAGUGGUCGACUCCAUUCCUUCUUCACACAGCCAAGAGGUAAUAUGCGAACAAAGCUUUGUUCGUCUACCACUUUGGUCUUGUCGUUGGUCGGGCAUACCUCCCAACGUCACUCAAUCCGGAAACAAACCCUUCACUUUCGCCGCGAAGCGUCUAUCCAACCGCAGUGAAGCACGAUUCAAAAUCAAAGGUCUGAAUACUCGUGCAUGCCGCAUUUAUUUCGACAAACCCAUCAAGUAUGUUCACGUCCACGGCGCAUCGCAAAACGGGACGCUCCAACAAGGAUAUGAGCCUGAUCCGCAAGGCGCAACCAUCGUCAAGUUGUGGAGUCGUACCUGGGACAAGGAGUUUGUAGCUGAUGUUGGAUUCGGCCAGGACGGUGCAGAAUUGAGGACAGGUAGAGUUGCAUGCGAAUACUCGGAGAACUUGAGCGAAAGAAUCCCCGCAUUGGAAGAAAUCGGAGUCUUUCUACCUGAGUGGGCUGCAGUAACUAAGCUCGAUGAUGGCCUGGUUGAAGCCUACCACAAGUUUGAAGUGUAAAAUUCGUUGGUUCUAUCGUAUCCUCGAAAAAGUUAUUCAAUUUUAGUUGCUUGUUUAGUUUUGAUUGGGAACAAACGUUCAUUUGCCACUUGUAAUUUACAGUACAAUAAGGCGUAACAGACUCCUAAUAUAAACUAUGUCCAAGAAAGUG
Messenger RNA from Cantharellus anzutake, 2791 nucleotides. RefSeq lists its product as uncharacterized. Lineage: Eukaryota; Fungi; Basidiomycota; Agaricomycetes; Cantharellales; Hydnaceae. Gene Ontology annotation, molecular function: metalloexopeptidase activity. Gene Ontology annotation, biological process: proteolysis. Bases 76 to 2640 code for a protein of 854 amino acids. The transcript has 10 exons. The record is from RefSeq and is a predicted model, not a curated record.